AUGAGCUUCAAACUCUCCGCGCUGUUGAAUCCCGCCUCUGAACCUUCAAGCCCGAAACCCGAAUCCUCGGAAGCGACUCACGCCCCGCCCGCCCCUACUUCUGGUGCGCCAGCGCCAGCGAACACAUCCAAACCCGAGAAUGCUUCCAACGCGCUUUAUGAAGCAGCCGACGCGCUGACUGGCCUCGCGCAAAGCGAUCCGUCGCCACGCAAUAGCUUCGCACACGCUCCUACAUAUCCCCAAUCCGCAAACGAUGAACAAGAGGCCCAGUCGGGGAACUACCCGGAAGCGCGCCGAGCAAGUAGUUACGGUUCUCUAGCUGUUCCUGUUGAGCCCCCGUCGGUUGAUGCUCCUCCGGAACAGCACUCACCAUCGCUGGAGCAAUAUCACCAUCGAUCGAAGUCACCCGAGGAACAGCGGAGACAAUCGCUGAUAUCCAUGUCAUCAAAUCCGCAUAUUCUCCCACCCAUCCACACUCUAGAAAGCAUUCCUGAGAGAAGACAGAGCAGUCAGUCACAACAGCCUCAGGAUAAUCCAUACGGACACGACGCGUCGCAGAUCGUCUCCACGCCAAAAGUGGAUUCGUCUGGCGCCGGCGAGGAAUCCCCAAAUGCUAUGGCACAAAAUCGCGAACCGGAUUAUGCGCGCGAAGAGCCCACGACUGCUCAAAUAAGAGCCCCGUCACCAUCAAGCUUCCCCGCCGAUAUACCCGUCUUCCAAGCGCCAUCCCAUUCACCUACUCCGCAAGUCAAGCUCGAGCCACCGGCGACAUCUCGGGAGCCCACACCCGCACAAGCCGCACUCAAGACCGAGCAGGGCGGUGACACUCUCGAAGUAGAAACUCUCAAGGCAGUCGCCAGCGCCAGGAACGAACACGGCCUACGCGGAGUGAGCCGGGAGGCUUCCACUGCAACACCAUCGACAACGCUCACGAUGGACCCCGCCCCCACCGGCCCGACUGUGCCGAAGAAGCGAAGACUCGUCGACAGCAAGGUCAAAAAGAAGGGUAGCAGCGGCCCAAGAUCGGCCAACAAGAAGCGAAAGGUCGAUGACGACCAAGGUAGACCAUCUCCCACGCCCUCUGCGAAAGCUACGAAAACGAAAGGGUCUAAAAAGUCUGCAACCGGCACUCCAGUAGCCGGAAGCUCGCCAGCACCACACUCCUCGCCGCCUCCGCACCAAACCGCCGACGAAGACGACGACGAUGAAUCGGGCUCGGACGAUGGAAUAUACUGCAUAUGUCGCAAGGGGGAUAACCACACGUGGAUGAUUGCUUGCGAUGGAAGUUGCCAAGACUGGUACCACGGAAAGUGUGUGAAUGUCAAAGAGUCGGACGGUGACCUGAUCGAGAAGUAUUUCUGUCCGAGGUGUACAGAGGCGGGCGAAGGUCGCACAACAUGGAAGCGCAUGUGCCGGCGCGACGGGUGCAGGCGUCCAGCAAGGCGAGACGAGCAAAGCAAGUAUUGCUCGGACGAGUGUGGGAGGCUGUUCUUUCAGUCACUCGCUGCAAACCUGCGCAGUCAAGCCGGGACAGCCUCGAACUCUCAGAAGCCAAGACGCGAGCGACGAAAGACAAAUCAUACCGACGGUGUCCUCGACGGAGAGGACACAGAGGAAGAUGGCCCAUCUGGGCCGCGUGGUGGCACCGUGUCUGCUCGCGACCUUAAAGCGUUGACACUUUCAGCUCGAGAUGUCAACCAUUUCAAGGAUCUGGGUAACAGCAUGCUUAGUCCGCCUGCCACUGCGUCCCCUACAUCACCGACUUUCAACCAAGAAGCGCCCUUGUCUGGCCCUGAUGCUGCUCGCGUUGCCGAAAUUGAGAAAGAGACCGAGGACUUGACCAAGCGCCUCAAGCUUCUCAAAGACCGUGAGCGCUUCGUCUCUAUGGUACGGGAACAGGUGAACGUGGUGGCGGAACGUGAAGGUGUCAAGCCCAAGGACAUCUGUGGUUACGACUCGCGUCUUAACUGGAGCGAAGGCGAGUUCGCGCUUUGGCGCGCGACGCCGAAAGGCAGGGCCUGCUACCGGCAGGGCACUCUCGACGCCGAGCCGGAAGAUCAGGACAAGGACGACGUCGAGAUGCGAGAUGCCGCCGAAGACGGCGCGCAUGUCAAUGGAACGGGAGUAAACGGCAGUGGCGUUGAGGACGCCAGAAAGCAGGAGCUCCUCCCCGACCUGCUGGCGCCGCCUGAUGUCUGCUUGAAGAAGCGCUGCCAGCGUCACACGCAGUGGGUCAAGAUCGCCCAGUACGACGUCUCGUUCGAGAGCAGCGUCGCCAAGAACGCGCUGCAGGACCUGAUGGCCGAUGAGCGAGAGAUUCGGCACCGCGCCCUGGUGGGCUUGCGGAAGGAGAGGAAGGCGCAGGGUAGUGACGGUGCUAUCGUUGCAGAGGAUGGAGAGAAAGAAGGGUGGGUGGAGGUGUUGGACUAA
Messenger RNA from Lasiodiplodia theobromae, 2430 nucleotides. RefSeq names its product Zinc finger PHD-type protein. Bases 1 to 2430 code for a protein of 809 amino acids. NCBI's taxonomy places the organism in Eukaryota, Fungi, Ascomycota, Dothideomycetes, Botryosphaeriales, Botryosphaeriaceae. The record is from RefSeq and is a predicted model, not a curated record. Gene Ontology annotation, cellular component: Set1C/COMPASS complex. Gene Ontology annotation, biological process: positive regulation of DNA-templated transcription. The transcript has a single exon.